AUGGGAGUAUUAACUUGUCCUGAAAUAUUGAAGCUCAACAACAACAAUUUUGGCGGUAAGAUUCCCGAUUCUUUGCACAAUUGCUCUGUUUUGAAAAGUAUCGAUCUUGGAGACAACAAAUUAUCUGGGAGCAUACCUCCAUGGAUAGGAGGAUCAAAUGUAUCCAUGUUGUACAUGCUACGAUUGCGAUCCAACUUUUUUACUGGACAAAUUCCCAUACAAUUGUGCAAUCUUGGCAACCUUCGCAUCCUCGACCUUAGCCACAACAACUUUUCAGGUGCUAUUCCUAAAUGUUUCAAUAGUUUGACUUCUCUUGUUCGUGAUGAUUCCAAUGAAUCAUAUAGAAUAUAUAAUGAGCAAACCGUGCUGACAUUAAAAGGGGAAGAACUCGUGUAUAACACCACUCUAAUGCUGGUAAAGAGCAUUGAUCUUUCAUUAAAUUUUUUGGAAGGUGAAGUGCCUCAAGAGAUAGGUAGCCUCACUCUAUUGGGUACCUUGAACUUGUCGAGGAAUCAGUUGAUUGGUAACAUCUUCUCGAUUGUUGGAAGUAUGCAUAGGCUCGAAACUCUUCAUCUCUCACACAACCAUCUUUCAGGACAUAUUCCUCAAAGCCUUGCAUCCUUAACAUUUUUGUCCCACUUGAAUUUGUCUUAUAACAACUUGGUGGGAAGAAUUCCUUUAGGCAGCCAACUUCAAACGCUCGAUGAUUCCUCCAUUUAUAUGGACAAUCCAUCACUGGGGGGAGUUCCUCUUCCAAAGUGUCCGGGUGACGACACUUUCACUGCUACAAAUGCAAAACAUAGUAAUGAAGAUGGAAAUGAUAAUGGAGUGUUGUGGUUAUAUGUCAGCAUGAUCCUUGGCUUUAUCUCUGGCUUUUGGGGUGUUUGUGGCACAUUACUUUUGAAGCAAUCAUGGAGGUAUGCUUAUUUUCGAUUUUUUGACGACACCAAAGAUAAGGUAACAUUAGCAAUUGCGUUGAGAGUGGCUCGUUUGCAAAGAAAUUUUUGUCAUGUUUAG
Molecule: messenger RNA, 1017 nt
Organism: Prunus dulcis (almond)
Lineage: Eukaryota; Viridiplantae; Streptophyta; Magnoliopsida; Rosales; Rosaceae
Product: receptor-like protein EIX2
Exons: 1
Coding region: 1-1017 (338 amino acids)
Molecular function (GO): protein binding
Source: RefSeq, a predicted model, not a curated record